AGCGAUUGCAAUUCAUCGUGGCAUCAUGCCCUCGUUCAACAUGAAGCAUGUAGUGUCUCUUUAGGAAAUGUUCAAGCUGUGAUGGACACUAUACUUGGCUAUGAGAUUCCACUGCCAGCAGGGGAUGUGUAUAUUUCGAUACUCACAGUGAUGUCUUUUCUACCUGCUGUAUUCAUUGUUCACAGGCUAACCGCAUUCGUGAUCAGCAUGCUGCCAAAACGACGUAAAAUGUGAAGAUGAACUUGAGGUGAUUCUAGGAGGAACCCAGCAAAGACAAUGAUUUCGCAAUUUUUCAUAUUGUCACCAAGAGGUGACACGAUCAUCAUGCGAGACUACCUGGGCAAUGUGCCCAAAGCCAGUUCAGAAGUCUUCUUCAGGAAAGUCAACUUUUGGGACAAAGGAGGUCGUGAUGCUCCACCUGUGUUCAAUGUGGAUGGUGUAAGCUAUCUCUACGUCAAGGAUGGAGGAGUUUUCCUGGUUGCUACCACAAGGGAAAAUGUCUCCCCUUCCCUUGUGCUGGAGCUGUUGAAGCGCAUCGGGGGAAUCAUCAAGGACUACUGUGGACUGCUUAGCGAGGAGGCUGUGCGCAAGAACUUUGUUCUUUUGUACGAGCUCCUUGAUGAAGUCAUUGACUAUGGCUACCCCCAGAACUCGUCCUCAGAAGCCCUGAAGGAGUUUGUCCUGAACGAGCCCACCAUGCUGAAGCCUUCGAAGAGCAAAGGCGAUGGCAUAUUCCCGGGGGUGGGCAAGGGGCCCACGGGGGUCAUCAAGUCCAUUCUGGACACCAGCAGGACGGAGGGAAAGGCAAGGGAAGAAAUCUUUGUGGACAUCGUGGAGAAAAUCUCAUGCACGUUCAGCUCAAGCGGCAAUGUGCAGACAUCCCAGAUUGAUGGAGCUAUUCAGGUGAAGAGCUAUCUGACGGGCAACCCGGCAAUAGCGAUCGCGCUGAACGACAACCUGGUGAUCGGGCGGAGGGAGACGUCGGGGGCGGUGGAGUACGGGGGCUACGGGCGCGGCAGCGACACCGUGAUGCUGGACGACUGCAACUUCCACCAGAGCGUGUCGCUGGACCGGUUCGAGACGGAGCGCACUCUGCAGCUGGUGCCGCCGGACGGCGAGUUUGCGGUCAUGAACUACCGCUCUACCUACCCCUUCAAGCCACCCUUUCGCGUCAGCACCACCGUCGACGAGGACCCCAACUCCGCCCUCAAGGCGAUAAUCAACAUCCGGAUAUCGCCGGAUUUCAGCGGGGACAAGGCGGCGAGCGGGCUGGAGGUGGUGGUUCCAAUGCCGCGCGAAGUUGCGCGCGUGCACUGCGAGCUUGGCCGCGACGCCAAGACCGGCGCGGGCGGCCAGUCCUGGGACUGGCAGGAGCGCGCCCGCCGCCUCGUCUGGAAGUUUAAGCGCGUCAUGGGCGGCGUCGAGCACACCCUGCGAGUGAGGGCAACGCUGUCAGAUGGCUGGGGAGCAGGGAUCAAGAAGAGCAUUGGCCCCAUCAACCUGCAAUUCACCAUCCCCAUGUACUGCGCAUCACGCCUGCAAGUGCGCUACCUGCAGAUCCUGAAAGACCAGAAGAACCACCAACCCUACCGCUGGGUCAGAUAUGUGACGCUGUCCAACUCAUAUGUGGUCCGCACCUGAGCAGCGUUCUCACAGUUGCGGACGAGAGCCAAGUACUGAGUGGAAGACUUUGCUUCCAACUUCUAGCGAAAGAGCGCAGAGGGCAACUGCACCCCUCUGCUUUCCAUUCCGUGGAUGGCUUCCUUCGUCAUGGAGACAUUCACAAUAGCAAAUAGAAGGACUGCUCUUGUCAAAUACGGGGUGUGUCAUGUGAGCACUGCGGUCAAUACAAUCAUGAGAUUCUCAAGGCACAAAUAUCAAGGGGACGAACGUGUAACAUCAAAUCUGUGCC
Coccomyxa subellipsoidea C-169 is the source of this 1912-nucleotide messenger RNA. RefSeq names its product clathrin adaptor, mu subunit. Gene Ontology annotation, cellular component: trans-Golgi network; clathrin adaptor complex; cytoplasmic vesicle. The record is from RefSeq and is a predicted model, not a curated record. The coding region runs from base 277 to 1641 and encodes 454 amino acids. The transcript has 8 exons. Lineage: Eukaryota; Viridiplantae; Chlorophyta; Trebouxiophyceae; Coccomyxaceae. Gene Ontology annotation, biological process: protein targeting; Golgi to lysosome transport.